GUGUCAUAACACACCUCAAGAAAAAUGUCCUACACAAAUAACUACAAUUAUCAGGUGGCUGUAAUCUUCGCCAUUUUGCUCGGUGGAAUUCUUUUACUAGCGCUUGUUAUUGGCGGAAUCUACUUCGUCUGUGUGAGCAACAUGCGAGAUGACGACAAGAAACGUCUACAUUCUGGUCGAAACUCGGCCUCAGCAUGGCCCGGACAAGCCCCAUCCUAUAGCAGUGCUCCAUAUCGAGCUGCUCCUACUACAGCUGUAUUGACAGCUCCUACACCACCAGCACAAAGCUAUGACUUUGCCCCGCGAGGAUCAGCUGCCCAAUCACCAAUGGGUAACGUAGCACCACAAGCACAGUACUCAUCACAGGUCCCACUUGUAAUGCCCGCACGAGUCGAAGAGUUCGGGCCACCGACGCAUUAUCGUCCACUUCAACCUGACGUCAUAUACACUCAGGGACCCUCCGGCUAUACGCAAACGACACCCGUCGAGUACACAGUACAAUCAUUCCCUACAUAUCACCAAUCCUCAGUCUAAUUGGCGGAAACUUCUGGAAUUUUUUGGAGCCAUAGAAGUUCUGCCAAUUUUUUACUAGUCUAUUGCUUGUACAUAAUGCAUACUCGAGUAUCUCAGCGUUUGCUACAAAAACUCUUAAUCCUGUGCUUUAUGAAACCGCUGUAGCAACGGGCCACAUAUCAUUUACUUAUGAUAAUUGCUACGAAUUGAGCUAUUUUGUAUUUUUGCGCAAGAUCUGGGAAUCAGCCGUGCCAGCCGGGUAGAGGAACAAAAUCCGGUAGGAGCCCGCCCUGCCUCCGUGGACUACUGGCCCUUUCUCACAUGCUAUUGUAUGCCGAACGAGGACCAGUAGUCCGCAGGACAAGUGACUAACGGUGGAAUCUUCUCCUCUAUCACGUCAAUGUCAUGCUCAAAAAACAAAAUUGUUGGAACAUUUUUCUAGCACUGCUAAUUCCCAUAUAUCGACUAUGCGAAAAUCCUGAAAUUCAGGGCAAUAUCGCCAUACAUUUUUCACAAAGUUCCACCUCUUGUUUUUCGUUAGAUUCUCUGUCACAACAUGAAAUGUUGAAACUUGCAUUCAGCGCGGCAACAAAAGCGCUACAGUGCCAAUCCGCACGCGGGCAAAGCCGCGCACGUAUUCAUUCAGCCUAUCUGUCCGUUGCCUUUGUCGAGCAGCGGCUAUGGAACGACUGUAAAAUUCUCAAUUGUAUCUCGCUUACUUACAAAUAUUGUUGCUCAAAUUAUUCUCAGCACUUCGUCCUCA
Messenger RNA from Cylicocyclus nassatus, 1276 nucleotides. The record is from the annotation of a GenBank genome assembly. NCBI's taxonomy places the organism in Eukaryota, Metazoa, Nematoda, Chromadorea, Rhabditida, Strongylidae.